AUCGCGGCGCAAGUGGCCGCGGGAGUCGUCGGAGGCGUGGGGAAGGAGCGCGCCUUGGCGCGCAAAGGCUUAAGGGAGCUGUAGUCUGACUUCCAGUCCUCGCGCUAUGUUCUUUUUCUAGGACUUGGGGGGAAUUUAGAGCCUCGAGGCCUGGGGUGGGGACGCGAGGACACCAGCGUAGAAGAGCUUACAUCAGAAUCGAGCUUUGUGGGCGCUCCGGGAUUUGGCCCUUUAGCGCGGAUCCUAGACAACAGGUUUUGGACCUCGAGAGCUGCAGAACUGAGGCUACUGGUGCCGCCAGCCUGCUGGCUCCGCCUCUGCCUCAGUUUCUUCCCCUAUGGCCCGCGUGCCGCUGGGGCGGAGUCUCACUCUGUCACCCAGGCUGGAGCACAAUGGCAUGACCUCAGCUCACCACAAUUUCCGCCUCCCAGGUUCAAGGGAUUCUCCUGCCUCAGCCUCCCAAGUAGCUGAGAUUAUAGGCGGUGAACCCCUUGAGCACGGGGCCCGCGCCUGGCUUGUUCUCCGCUGUCUCCAGCACCUAGGACAGCCUGGCACGAAGUAGGUGCACGAUUUGGAGUGGUUUGAGAAGUCCGAAGAAACUCACGCCUCCCAGAUAGAACUACUUGAGACAAGCUCUAUGCAGGAACCUCUCAACGCUUCGGAGGCCUUUUGCCCAAGAGACUGCAUGGUACCAGUGGUGUUUCCUGGGCCUGUGAGCCAGGAAGGCUGCUGUCAGUUUACUUGUGAACUUCUAAAGCAUAUCAUGUACCAACGCCAGCAGCUCCCUCUGCCCUAUGAACAGCUUAAGCACUUUUACCGAAAACCUUCUCCCCAGGCAGAGGAGAUGCUGAAGAAGAAACCUCGGGCCACCACUGAGGUGAGCAGCAGGAAAUGCCAACAAGCCCUGGCAGAACUGGAGAGUGUCCUCAGCCACCUGGAGGACUUCUUUGCACGGACACUAGUACCGCGAGUGCUGAUUCUCCUUGGGGGCAAUGCCCUAAGCCCCAAGGAGUUCUAUGAACUCGACUUGUCUCUGCUGGCCCCCUACAGUGUGGACCAGAGCCUGAGCACAGCAGCUUGUUUGCGCCGUCUCUUCCGAGCCAUAUUCAUGGCUGAUGCCUUUAGCGAGCUUCAGGCUCCUCCACUCAUGGGCACCGUCGUCAUGGCACAGGGACACCGCAACUGUGGAGAAGAUUGGUUUCGACCCAAGCUCAACUAUCGAGUGCCCAGCCGGGGCCAUAAACUGACUGUGACCCUGUCAUGUGGCAGACCUUCCAUCCGAACCACGGCUUGGGAGGACUACAUUUGGUUCCAGGCACCAGUGACACUUAAAGGCUUCCGCGAGUGAAUGAGUGCUUCUUAAUCCUAAAAACACAAUGGCUGAAUUAUCUUUCUCCAUGUGGCGCUGAAUCACCCAUCUAGUUUGGAGCUAGAGUUGCUUCCUGGUGAGAGAGGAAGCAACUCUCCUUCUGGUUGUCUGCCUCCCCUCAGAUUUCCUGAUAGGCUGAUGGCAUGUGGCUGUGACUGUGACUGUAAUCAUUGCUGAACAACAUCUCUUUGAAUCAAAGGUUGAUUUUCCCAGAGGGUGCUGGGUCAGGCAUUUCUAUUAGGAGUUGGGAAGCAAAAAUGGGUCCAUAGACACUCUAUGGAGGUGUCCCUUCUGCUCUUUGCUGUGUCCUUUCAGAAUUUUUACCAGGAACAUAAUGUGGAUGUGACUUAUGAACUUAAAUAUAAAAUAAAUAGAUUCUUAUUAUA
Pan troglodytes (chimpanzee) is the source of this 1755-nucleotide messenger RNA. It is a transcript of the gene MAD2L1BP, whose product is annotated as MAD2L1 binding protein. Gene Ontology annotation, biological process: regulation of exit from mitosis. The record is from RefSeq and is marked provisional. Lineage: Eukaryota; Metazoa; Chordata; Mammalia; Primates; Hominidae. Gene Ontology annotation, cellular component: nucleus.